Molecule: messenger RNA, 2574 nt
Organism: Pseudomassariella vexata
Lineage: Eukaryota; Fungi; Ascomycota; Sordariomycetes; Amphisphaeriales; Pseudomassariaceae
Exons: 2
Coding region: 1-2574 (857 amino acids)
Biological process (GO): interstrand cross-link repair
Cellular component (GO): nucleus
Molecular function (GO): 5'-3' exonuclease activity; flap-structured DNA binding; 5'-flap endonuclease activity
Source: RefSeq, a predicted model, not a curated record
AUGGAUGCAUUCGUUCAAAGAAAGGCCCCUCCUGAACGCCAUCAGUCACCAUCGGCAAACGGCAGCAGGGCCCAGAUUAGACAUGCCCCACCCUCUAUCCAACCCCCGGCUAAGAGGGUGAAGCUUGAAAUUUCGGACACAGAUGACGAUGACGAGUCUGAUCAGGCGCCAAUCGAUAGAAAGCCACCACGAGUCGCUGGUAUUCAGAGGGAGGAUACUGUUACUUCUGUCUUCGAGGAUGCUCAGUCUGAGGACGAUGCCCAGAGUGCCCGGCCAACUGCGAUUGAGAGCUGCCUACCCGAGAUCAAGCCGGACAAAAAGGCUCUCGAAGAAUAUGAGACCUUCAGAUCGUCCCAAGGCGAUCAAUCUGGUGGUGCGGCGUCGAGGUUUGUUAAGGGAAACUGGGUGAAAGGCAAAAGCUCACUUUACGUUGAUGCUUUCAACCUCGCCCUGACUACUGUCCUGGACGAUGAAUCCCAUCUAUUCGAUGAGAAAGAGUUAAAUCUUUUCGAACAGUGGGGCAAUUUGAGCUAUGAGGCUCAAUACUUAUAUGUGCGCUUGUUCCUCAGGAAAUCUGCUUCAUGGCAUCGUAUUUGGCGCUUAGGUUACUACAAUGACAUAUCAGAUACGGAGAGUGCUGUUCGCGAGCUGCAAGAGACUCGAGCUCUUCCGUCACUCUCGUCAAAUUCCCAGUCAGGCCCUGAGAACGCGUGUGCCAAGUUUGCGCAAGAAGAGUUCAAUCUGGAAGAAACUUUUCAUUUUGCUGACAAUUCAGAUGAUUAUAUCAAUACGGUUGAGGAGGCCAUCUCGCUUCUAAACCUCGAUGAACUUAAAGGCCUUGCCAAAGAGGCCAAAGUUCAGGGGAAGAAUAAAGCGGACUUCAUGAAGUCAAUUACUAAAAUGAGCUACCAGCAAGCUGGUUUGCUGUCUUUCGGCGUACGACGCUCCAAUACGCAUGACUCGACUGGACCAAGCGAGGAUGGGACACCAGAGGGGGAAUCCCCUGGGCCAGCCACUGCGGCUGAUUCCAAUAGACAGAAGCAUUUUCUGGACAAGACGAUGGCCAUCGCUGGUCCUUGUAUCAGACUCUCUCUUCCCGUUUUUAAACUGUUCGAACGAGUUCAUUUGGUAUUCUAUCGGUCUGCUGAGUGGACAGAGAAGUCUCUAACGACGAUUAUUCUCGCAAAGAUUUCACGGCGGAACUUUCCAGAGUAUAUCGUCAGCAGGUCUGCCAAUAUCUUUGCAUCACGGACUCACUUACUGGAGUUCGAGAUGGCGACGAGGACCGAGUUUGCAAUCGACAACAUCCUUGAGUUCAACGGACCAGUUGGCGAAGCAGACUUUCGCAAGGUCCUUGACAUCUUUGACGGGAUAUACCCUCGGUGGCAGCACCUCUUGAAAGAGGAGAAAGACAAGGAAGCAAGGAUAUAUGAGUCGGGUGAAGGUGCGUAUUUGAGACGAUUUUCGCCCGUCCACCCGUACACUCGGAUUGUCCACAAAGCUGCGCAGGUUUUUGGUCGCUUGAAGGAACACAAAAGGGAACACUCCUUGCUGCUUGAGUUGCUGGAUCAGCGAUUGUUUCACCUUUCGCGACGCGGCUCUUGGUAUCAGCGGAAAGCACUGUUGGAAGAACACUACAUGUUCGCCCUAGAGCCAGAUCCGGCUUAUACGGAUCCAGAGACGCAGAAGAAACAUUGGAAGAGGAUCGCCGUGGCGACCUGCGAAACCGCGCUGGAGGAUCGCGAUUGCCAUCUGAAGUACCAUCACGAUCUUCAGAAACGACUUCUCAAACUCGAGAAGCAGCUGAAUAUCCCGCGGCGUGAACAACACGACUUUGGCCACGUUCGCUUGAGAAAGCCAGAGGAACACAUGGUGGAGGGUAUCCAGAUCAAGAACGAUGGCCUUGUUGGAAAGAAGGGCCGAGCGGCAAGCACCAAAACGGUUUGGGUUGAUGAGGCAGAAGGAGGAGGGGAGUGCACUGUUGAGGCUAUGUGCCUCAGUUGGUACCGUGGCCAAGGAUGGAAAGGUUAUCACGCUGAAGGUGGAAUCAUACGGACACUUUUCGCCUACCUAUUCUUCGAUAUUCUCUUUGCCUACGUCCCCAAUGUCUUCCAGACGGCAUACCAGACCUGCCCACUGGAUUUGUUCACGGACUCUUUUUACCCAACCAGGGCUUCCGAGAUCAAUCACCGAUUGGUCGACAUUGCCAAUGGAGGAGCAGCGCGCUUAGUCGAGGAGGUUGACUCGCGAGAAAGAGAGAACCGGACCUGUGUGGUUGGCUUGAACUGGGAUUAUGAGCUGCCCGACCUUGUCGAGUUGGUCCGUUGCUUUGAUAAUGCAGCACUUGCUAUCGUGUGCAAAAUCAUGGCUCAGGAGUAUGGGCAAAGAGGAGGGGGUCUCCCAGAUCUGAUCCUGUGGAGGACCGAGCCUGACAAUGAAGUCAUGUUUGCCGAGGUCAAGAGCGCCAAUGACCGUCUCAGUGACACCCAGAGACUCUGGAUAGACGUGUUGACCGGAGCCGGCGUGAGAGUGGCACUUACCAAUGCAGUAGCGAAGAAUAGCAAGGAAGCGUAA